AAUGGAAGCCCUAGGAUCGGCAUCUCUUGCUAAUAAGAUACUUGAAGACAAAACAAAAGCCUUAUUUUGUCCAAGUGCAAUGCUGAAUAGUACACCAGAAAAUGAGGAUGAUGCCUCUACGUCGGAAUAUGAUGGUGAAAAUGAGGUUGAAACUGACAAUCUCACUUCUGGAAAAAGAAAAGCCAGUAAACAGGUUUCAAAGCAAGUAAAUAAAUCAUCACUUCGCCCCAAAACUAUGGCUGAUGUUGUGGAAGUGAAUAGCCGUAAGAAGCAUGCAGUUGAUGAAGUUCAGAACAUUCAAUCACUUAAGGUUGCUAGAGUUCAAGAUCAAUGCAUCCAAAAGAAGGAGCAAGUUAUCUCAGAAAAGAAGGGAUCAAAACGAGCGUUCUGUUCUCCUGGUUCCAUGUCAGCGUACCUCGAGUUUCGGAAAAAGCAAAAAGAAAAUAAUGAAGCGUUUGUAGCUAGUAAUCAGUCAUUGAAUGAUUCUCUUACAAGAAACACAAGGAUUUGUGGCGCUGCAUUUAAUGAGAAUGACAAUGAUGAUGCGGAUGCACUAAGUAGGUGGCUUGAUGAAGCGGAUGCACAGAAUGAGAAUGAUGAUGAUGUUGGUGAUGAAUAUGAAGGUGUUCAACAGAUACAAGAUGAAGUUCUAUCUAACUAUGGAAGGGAAGGAAUGCAAGAAACAGAACCAGAAAAAGAACUUGAAAAAGCUCCUAACAGAAAAAGGCAUCGAGGUCCAACAAUGCUACCCAAGGUUCAUGCACGAACAAGAGACGAGCGUGAAGUUAUUAUUUUAAACUCACUUGGCCAACCAAUUGGACCUACACGGGAAAUUGUUCAGGGGUUCAAGCAAUUCUUAGGUACUGUGGCAAGGGAUUCUGAACUUGCACCACUAAAUUAUAUUAACUUUCCAAGUCUACCCACACUUGACAAAAUGUGGGAGUAUGUCCAAGAAAAAUAUAUGGUUCCUGAAGCUGGAAGAGAAUGGGUGAUGCAGGCUAUCAAUGGAAGCUGGAAAGCUCAUAAAUGCUUUACUAAGAGGAACUACUUCUCUGCAUAUCCCACUGAUGAUUUACGAUGGUUUCAUAAGCCAGACACAAUUUCAGAACCUCAAUUUAGAGAGCUUUUGCAAUACUGGCAUUCUAAAGAGGCUGAGGUAUUAUGUAUAUGGUUUUGAGCUGGUUUUGUGCAAUAUUGACAUAGUUUCAUGACAAAAAAAGUCACUCUUUCAGUUUACU
Chenopodium quinoa (quinoa) is the source of this 1238-nucleotide messenger RNA. RefSeq lists its product as uncharacterized. Lineage: Eukaryota; Viridiplantae; Streptophyta; Magnoliopsida; Caryophyllales; Amaranthaceae. The transcript is spliced from 4 exons. The record is from RefSeq and is a predicted model, not a curated record. The coding region runs from base 2 to 1177 and encodes 391 amino acids.